Messenger RNA from Benincasa hispida (wax gourd), 2859 nucleotides. The record is from RefSeq and is a predicted model, not a curated record. Lineage: Eukaryota; Viridiplantae; Streptophyta; Magnoliopsida; Cucurbitales; Cucurbitaceae.
ACUCUAUUAUUUCCCUCUCACCUUUCCCCUAAAUUUGCUUGUAAAAUCACACUCCCACUUCUUCACUCUUCACUCUCAAAACCCCACUUCUCAUUUUUCCCUUUCAGAUGCCUCAUUCAAUAUGAAUACUAAAUCCCAUUUCAACCCCCUUUUCCACUUCUCCCUCCUUCUCCUCCUCUUCCUUACCGCCGUCCAUGGCAGCCUCUCCGACGCUGAAGUUCUCUUCAUCCGCCACCGCCAGCUUCUUUACUACAGAGACGAGUUCGGUGACCGUGGCGAACAAAUCACAGUCGAUCCAUCUCUUGUCUUCGAAAAUGACAGAAUUAGAAAUGCUUACAUUGCACUUCAAGCUUGGAAACUAGCCAUUUUAUCCGACCCUCUUAAUCAAACUGCCAAUUGGGUCGGAUCCAAUGUCUGCAGCUACUUCGGCGUUUUCUGUGCUCCCGCAUUGGACAACCCCAAAAUCCGUACCGUCGCCGGAGUCGAUCUCAAUCACGGCGACAUUGCCGGAUACCUCCCUGAAGAACUCGGUUUGCUUUCCGAUCUUUCAUUGUUCCACAUCAACUCUAACAGAUUCUGCGGUACUCUUCCCCACAGAUUUGACCGUCUCAAGUUGCUUUUUGAAUUGGAUCUCAGUAAUAACCGCUUCGCCGGCCAGUUUCCUGACGUCGUUCUCAAGCUUCCGAUGCUCAAGUUCUUGGAUCUGAGGUUUAAUGAAUUUGAAGGGAAUGUGCCAAGAGAGCUGUUCGACAAGGAUUUAGAUGCUAUUUUUAUUAACCAUAACAGGUUUAGAUUUGAACUGCCGGAUAAUUUUGGGAACUCGCCGGUGUCGGUGAUUGUGCUGGCGAACAAUAAGUUCCAUGGAUGUGUGCCUUCGAGCUUGGGGAAUAUGACGAGGCUGAAUGAGAUUAUUAUGAUGAAUAAUGGGCUUAGUUCUUGCUUGCCGCCGGAAAUUGGGGCGUUGAAGAAUUUGACGGUGUUUGAUGUUAGUUCUAAUAAGUUGGUGGGUCCGUUGCCGGAGACUUUUGGAGGGCUUGUGAGUUUGGAGCAACUUAAUGUGGCGAAUAAUUUUCUUUCUGGGAAGAUUCCGGAGAGUAUUUGUAAGUUGCCUAAGCUUCAGAACUUUACGUUCUCGAAUAACUUCUUCUCCGGUGAGCCACCGGCGUGUUCGAGGGUUCCGGAUUUUAGUGAUCGGAGGAAUUGUUUGGCUGGACGUCCGGUGCAGCGGCCGAAUGGGCAAUGUAGGGCGUUCUCGUCGAGACCUGUUGAUUGUAAUGCGUUUAAAUGUGGUGGUUCGACUUCUGGUUCGCCUUCUACUCCAUUUACUCCACCGGUGGUUUCUCCCUCUUCGCCUCCGUCACCGUCAGGGGUGGUGUCUCCUCCUUCGCCGUCUAUUUCUCCCAAUGCACCACCGGCGCCGCCACUCUCGCCCCAUUUUCCUCCUCUGUCACCACAAUCGCCACCGUCGCCGCCUUCUUCUCCAACUACACCGUCGCAGCCGUCGGCACCUCCUUCUCCAUCUACCCCUUCAACUCCUUCCUCGCCGCCGCAUUUUCCCUCUCCAUCGGCGCCGUCGCCUUCUUCUCCGCCCCAAGGUCAUACUCCGCCGGCAUUGUCUCCGCCGUCUCAGCCCUCACCAUCAUCACCACCCCACGGCCAUACUCCGCCGUCUCAGCCCUCACCAUCAUCACCACCCCACGGCCAUACUCCGCCGGGUCCACCUUCGUCGGAGCCCUCGCCACCAUCGCCGCCACAAGGUCACACUCCGCCGGCUCCUCCUUCGCCGUCCGAGCCGUCCCCUUCAUCCCCGCCACAAGGUCACACUCCGGCCAUUCCCCCUUCGCCAUCCGAGCCAUCACCUUCAUCACCGCCACAAGGCCGCAUUCCGCCGACGGAGCCUUCUCCUCCAGGAACAUCAUCACCAGCAGCACCACCAUUCCCAGUUUACACUCCGCCUCCGCCGCAGUUCCCUGAUUUCCCUUCGCCACCAUCUACACAACCUCCGGUCUACUGCCCACGGUCCCCAUAUCCACCAUCUCCUCCAUCUUACUCACCAAACCCUCCUCUCAAUCACCCCAAAUUCCCUUCGCCGCCAUCGCCGCAGCCACCUGUUCAUUCUCCCCCUCCCCCUGUUCAUACAAACCCGUCGCCGCUUCCUCUUCCUUGCAUACAACCUCCCCCACCUCCCCCACCAAAUGUUCAAUAUUCAGAACCGCCGCCCCCUCCACCAACACCGUCUUCUCCAAUUCACUAUUAUUCCCCACCACCGCCAGUCCAUUACCAAGCUCCUCCCUCACCUUCACCACCAGUCAGUGUGUAUCCACCGCCAUCCCCAACACCCCCACCUCCGGUGGUUUACGAAAGCCCGCCACCGCCAGUCAUCUACCAAAGCCCACCGCCGCCUCCAACUCCAGUAUACGGAGGCCCACUGCCACCAAUCUACGGAGUUCCGUACGCCUCUCCUCCGCCACCACCCUACUAUUAAUUAUUUCAUCUUUCCGGCCGACACUCACAUACAUUUUCUUGAAGUUAAUUUCUGGUCAAUUCUUGUCCCACCGGAUCUCCCUUUGGUCAAUUCUCAUCGUCCACGGAGAAAGAAUAAACAAAGGAAAAUUCCCUAAAACGUUGAAGAAACAGAGGAAAAGCAAAAAACAGAGCAAGGAAGUAAAAUCUUUUGCCUUCUAUAUUUCUUUUUACAUUGCCAUGGAUCUUCUUUUAGUCUCUGCAAUAAAAAAUAGUAGAAUUUGCAGGGGAAUUUUAAGCUUAUUAUGUUGUUUUCAGAGCGGAAAUGUAAUGUAUAGGGAUUGAACCUCCAUAAUUCAACAAAAGCUGCAGUUCUUUCUGCGGCUCUUUAGUUUU